UCGUCUCACCGGGGCAGGGCAAAGGGGAUGGACUCCGAUCAGACAUCGCAACCGCCGCCGCCGCCGCAAGCAGCAACACCAGAUGCCGGCGGCGGUGAGAAGCAGCUGGCCUUGGAGGCGCCGCCACAGCCGGCGAGAGAGGACUACGUCCAGAAUGCCGUCAAGUUCCUCUCCCACCCCGAGGUCAGGGGCUCUACUGUCGUCUACCGCCAUUCCUUCCUCCAGAACAAGGGCCUCACCAAUGAUGAGAUCGACGAGGCCUUCCGACGAGUGCGAGAUCCACAGCUCACCACCGCUUCGCCUUCCACACACAACCUUGACCGAUGUUACUACUACAAGGGAGUAACAAGAAACCGGAUGAAACCGUUGACCUCCCACCCACCCGCGGACACACUUCCGCCCCCGGCACCCAUGGACGAGCUCGCCAUCGAUCCGCCUCCUCCGCUCCCACUGGACGACAUGCUCAUGGAGAUCUUCCUCCGCCUCCCACCGGAGCCCAUUCACCUCUUCUGCGCCUCCUUUGUCUCCAAGCACUGGCGCGGCCUCAUCCAUGAUGCCCGUUUCCUCCGCCGCUUCAGUGAGUUCCACGGCAAGACGCCUCCCAUCCUCGGCUUCUUCACCAACGAGACACGCACACCCCUCUUCGCCCCCACCUCCGACGGCUUCACGCUCUCCACCUCCACCAUGUCCCACAGGGACUGGUGGGUGCUCGACUGCCGCCGCGGCCGUGCCCUCGUGGACAACCUGCGCACGGGGACGCUCCUUGUCUGGGACCUCAUGACCGGCCACAAGCGCUUCGUGACACUCCCCACGCAGGCCUGUCACGGGCAGUUAAGGUGCAGCGGCACGGUUCUCUGCGCCGCUGGCCAUGCCGACCACGACUGUCAUUCGUGCCCGUUCCUUGUGGCGUUCCUGAGGAGUGACUACACAGAUUCCAUCACCUCCGCCUGGCUCUACUCUUCCGAGACCGGCAUUUGGGGUGAGAUCACUUCAAUUCAUACACAAAAUUCAUAUGUUUAUGCAGAGCAGACGGCUCUGGUUGGAAACACACUCUACUACCUGUUGAAUCAUGGUGGGAUCAUUGGAUUUGAUUUCGAUAAAAAUAGCUUGGAUUUAGUUGAGGCCGUGCCAUAUAGCUACUCUAAGAUUAUCAUCAUGCCAGCAGAGGAUGGACUUCUUGGUUUGGCCGGAGUUGAUGGAUUUAGUCUCCAUUUGUGGUCAAGGGUAGUAGCUAGCAUUGAUGGGGCAGUAUCGUGGACACGUUGUAGGGUCAUUGAUCUGGAGAAGCUUAUUGCGCCGGAAAUACUGGCAGCGUGUAUUGUGCCAGUGGAGCCAGCUGCCUAUGCUGAAGAUGCUCAUGUGAUCUUCAUUUAUGUGAACCAUGGCAUGCGCAUGUACAUGAUACACCUCAGGUCCAUGCGGAUCGAGGAAGUGUCACGGAAAGGGGCCUGCCGGUCAGGUUUUCCUUACACAAGUUUCUACACUCCAGGAAUCACCACUGGUGGUGGAGAUGAUCAAGCCGAACUGCUGAACAUCAGUUGAGAUGAUUGUGAUAUUAUGUCUAUUGACACGCUUUGUUGGUUGAAGAGGUUCUGUUCUUGGUUGCCGUGAUGCAGGAACGACUUUCUCAUGCUGGCGGGGCAGUAAUAUGUCGAGGGCUCAAUGUGGCUGUCGACAAACUUCUACUCCUUGACUAAUGUGUCGCUUGCCCUCAAGACGCGUGGAAUUAAUCACAUGCUCUUGUUGUCUCCAAUGAUCUCUGUAGUCGUUGACCAACUGCAAUGGUGCUUUGUAAAAUGUAGUAAUGUACGUCAUCCUCUGAAGUAUUGCCCAUUUGUAUCUUUAAUAAUGCUUCCUAGCACAUUCAUGCUUAACCAGCCCGUUAGGUUUUUCUUCAGAUA
This is a messenger RNA of Triticum aestivum (bread wheat), 1901 nucleotides long. RefSeq lists its product as uncharacterized. The record is from RefSeq and is a predicted model, not a curated record. Gene Ontology annotation, molecular function: protein binding. NCBI's taxonomy places the organism in Eukaryota, Viridiplantae, Streptophyta, Magnoliopsida, Poales, Poaceae. The coding region runs from base 28 to 1542 and encodes 504 amino acids. The transcript has 5 exons.